Molecule: messenger RNA, 1580 nt
Organism: Triticum dicoccoides
Lineage: Eukaryota; Viridiplantae; Streptophyta; Magnoliopsida; Poales; Poaceae
Product: BTB/POZ and MATH domain-containing protein 2-like
Exons: 2
Coding region: 319-1413 (364 amino acids)
Biological process (GO): protein ubiquitination
Molecular function (GO): protein binding
Source: RefSeq, a predicted model, not a curated record
AAGACCAGUCGCCGCAGUCUUCUUCUCCCUCAUUGCGCCGGCCUCCACCCCCGUACCCCACUCCCAGGGCCCUUCCUCGCCACCGCACUCCACCAGACAUGGCUGGUGCGGUUCGUCGGAGCCCAAAUCCGCCCCCCGGAGCACGGAUCUAUCCGCAUUGAUCCUCUCCGCGAACGCCGGGAGAUCAAUCGAUCGACCCCGCGCACGCUGGGAGGCUACCCGUAUUCCAGUCCAGUGGCGCGGAUACUUCGACAUUUCAGGAUCUGACUCAAAAGAAGAAACUUUAAUUUCCCCUGUAUUCCCCAUCCGGCCUUCGCCAUGGAAAAUGCCUGCGAGGACAUCACCAAUGUCGUGCGCUCGGUGAAGCUGCUUAGGAUUGACGGCUACUGCACCACCGAAACAAUGGGCCAUGGGGAUUGCAUCAGAUCCAGUUGGAACGUUGGUGGGUACGAGUGGGAGAUCUGCAUUUACCCUGCCAUGAGAGAUACAGAUGGCACUCGGUGCGUGGCAGCCAAGCUUGUGUUUCUCAGUGACACCUGCCCGUCCAUUGUGAGGGCCAACCUCAGCUGCCGUUUGGUUGAUCUCACAGGCGCCCGUGUACCAUUAGGGGGGAGCGUGUCAUGGAUAUUCAACCGCCCAUGGACAUUCUGCUAUCUUGUAAAGUGCUCUCCUGUCGCCCUAGAAAAUAUCUCGCCUCCUGUUCGUCUCAUAUCAACAGGCAAGCUACCAUUAUCUGGUUUUCUCCGAAAUGAUUCUUUUACUGUGGAAUGCACCAUCACCGUGCUUAAGGAGGAUUUGCCAGCACUGGCAGCCCCAGCUAAAGAAGUCUCUGGGUCUGGGUCAUCACCUAGCUUGCAAGACCACCUCGCUGAACUCCUGCGCAGUGGAAUGGAAGCGGAUGUCACAUUUCUUGUGUCCGGCAAGUCUUUCGCUGCGCACAAGCUCAUUCUCGCUGCAAGGUCCCCUGCACCGAUGGCGGAGUUCUGUGGGGACAUGAAGGAGACGAGCUCUCGGUGUGUGGAGAACAAGGACAUGAAAGCGGAGGUAUUCGAGCCGUUGCUUUACUUCAUCUACACUGACUCUGUGCUGGAAUUCAAUCUUCAGCAUGAGAGAGUGACGAUGCUAGCUCAGCAUCUGCUAGCAGCUGCCGACAGGUAUGGAUUGGACAGGCUCAAGCAGAUCUGCGAAGGCAAGCUCUCUGAUGGCAUUAGUGUCGACACGGCAGCGACAACUCUGGCUUUAGCCGAGCAGCACUACUGUCCACAGCUCAAGGUUAAGUGUGUCGACUUCAUUGUUAGUACUCCUGCAAUCCUUGAUGUUGUGUUGGCGACGGACGGAUAUAAGCAUUUGGAGGCAAGCUGUCCUAUGGUGUUGCCUGAGCUUCUCAAGUCUGCACGGGGCAGAAAGAAUUGAAAGGCAACCAGGUAGGAGUGCUAGCGAGGUCCAAGAUUUUAUCAUGCCCGUAGUCUCUGUUUACGGUUGCCAUGCAUGUGUGGUCUUGUGGAAACCUGGGUCUGUAUUCGCCUAAAAUGGAAACUUAGUGUCCAUCUAUAUAUGUUAUGAGCAACUUAAUGCUUGCA